UGUGUAUGUGUUUUACUUACCUGUAGCUAUGCAUGAAAGAAGCCGUAUGCGUACUAUAAACAAAGAUGUGCGAGAGCACACCUGUCAGUCGCUCAGGUGAACUCAGGGAAAACAGCCUAAUGCCUAAAGUGGUGAUGGCUCGUUUAGAUUUGAACUUCCUACUGAUGUUGUCUGUGCUGGUAGGGGUCACAGAAGUUUCUCUGGGACACUUCAGCCACCAAGGAGCCACGGCCCCUGGAGACAUCAUCAUUGGAGGUCUUUUCCCCUUCCAUGAGGCAGUGGAGGCAGUGAACUACACAGGCUCAAACAACUACGCUUCUCUGCGUCCAAACUGCAGCAGAUACUACACAAAAGGUCUAAAUCAGGCGCUAGCUAUGAUUCAUGCUGUGAAAAUGGCAAACAGAUCCCCGAUGUUAACCAGUUUGAACAUUACUCUUGGAUAUCACAUCUACGACACAUGUUCUGAUGUCACGACUGCACUUUGGGCCGUCCAGGAUCUCUCACAGCCGUUCUCAAACUGUAAUUCACAAACAAACUCUUCCCAAAGUGUCCAGCCGAUAAUGGCAGUAAUUGAGUCCUCUUCUUCUGAGAUCUCCAUCGCAAUUGCCAGGAUACUCAACCUUAUGCUGAUUCCACAGAUAAGUUAUGCAGCUACAGCUACAAUUCUGAGUGACAAAAGUCGUUUCCCUGCUUUCAUGAGGACUGUCCCGAGUGAUGAAUACCAAACCCAUGCCAUGGUACAACUUCUGAAGGAGAACGAAUGGACCUGGGUUGGCAUUAUCAUUACAGAUGGAGACUAUGGCCGUUUUGCCCUGGAAAGUUUCAUUAACCACACCGAAACUCAAGGAAUUUGUGUGGCCUUUAAAGCGAUUCUACCAGACUCACUAGCAGACCAACAAAGAUUAAACACCUACAUCAACAAGACUGUGGACAUGAUUAAAAAAACCCCAAAGGUUAAUGUGGUGGUCUCAUUUGCUAAAUCAUCUCAAAUGAAGCUGCUAUUUCAGGGCCUGCAAAGUAGGAACGUUUCAGAUAAAAAGGUAUGGGUGGCCAGCGAUAACUGGUCAACCAAUAAAGACAUUCUGAAAGACGUAAACCUCUCAGAUAUCGGAACUGUACUGGGCUUCACCUUCAAGAGUGGAAAUGUUACAGCUUUUAAUCAGUACCUUAAUGAACUACAGUUUGAAAGUGAAGCCAUCAUGAACAGUUCAUUCAUGGAGGAAUUUUUAAAAAAUCCUGAUAUAGGAAAUGGAAAUGCUACAAAAGCAGCAGAGAAUCUGAUCAAAAACACAUAUUCAGACAUGGUCUUCAGCGUUCAAAUGGCAGUCAGUGCUAUUGCUAAUGCCGUGGCUAAAUUAUGUGUAAAUGGAAAAUGCAAGACCCCUUCAGAUAUUCAACCCUGGGAGCUCCUUAAACAGCUGAGGAAUGUCACUUUUGAGAAAGAGGAAGUGAUGUACAAUUUCGACGCAAACGGCGACAUUAAUUUGGGCUAUGAUAUCUACCUAUGGGAUGAACGUGAAUCUGAAGGACAUGAUGUAGUAGCAGAAUAUUAUCCAUGUAACAACAGUUUUACUUUUACAAGGAAGAAUCUGAGUGAUAUUAAGAACGUUGUAUCUAAGUGUUCAGACACCUGUCAGCCAGGGGAGUACAAGAAAACAGCAGAGGGUCAACACACUUGCUGUUAUGAGUGUCUCGCCUGCGCUGAAAACCACUACUCCAAUCACACAGAUGCAGACGCAUGUUCCAAGUGCGACACUGAGCACAUGUGGUCAGACACUAAUAGCUCACAAUGUUAUCCCAAGAUUUAUGAGUACUUUGAGUGGACGAGCGGGUUCGCUAUCGUCCUGUUGACCCUGGCUGCCCUCGGCAUCGUCCUCCUCUUCUCGAUUUCCGCACUGUUCUUCUGGCAAAGGGAGUCUCUGGUGGUAAAGGCUGCAGGUGGACCGCUUUGCCAUCUGAUCCUUUUCUCCCUGCUGGGGAGUUUCAUCAGUGUCAUUUUCUUUGUGGGUGAGCCAAGCAAUGAGAUGUGUCAGGUGAGGCAGGUCACCUUUGGCCUGAGCUUCACGCUGUGCGUCUCAUGCAUCUUGGUGAAGUCUUUGAAGAUCCUUCUGGCGUUCCAGAUGAACCUAGAGCUGAAGGAGCUUCUGCGCAAGCUCUACAAGCCGUAUGUGAUCGUCUGCAUCUGCAUGGGGCUUCAGGUCAUCAUUUGCACUAUUUGGCUGACCUUGUACAGUCCUUAUAAAAACAAAGUGGUGCAGCCCAAAUCCAUCCUCCUGGAAUGCAGUGAGGGCUCAAAUGUGAUGUUUGGGUUAAUGCUGGGAUACACAGCUCUGCUGGCGCUGAUAUGUUUCACGUUUGCUUAUAAAGGCAGAAAACUUCCACAGAAGUAUAACGAGGCCAAGUUCAUCACAUUCGGUAUGCUUAUCUACCUCAUGGCCUGGGUCAUCUUCAUCCCAGUGCAUCUCACUACCAGCGGCAAAUAUGUACCGGCUGUGGAGGUGGUUGUUAUUCUCAUUUCAAACUAUGGGAUCCUGAGCUGCCACUUUUUGCCAAAAUGUUACAUAAUUAUUUUCAAAAAGGAGCAUAAUACCAAAGAUGCAUUCCUGAACAGUGUUUAUGAAUACGCCAGAAAGAGCGCUGAGAACAUCAAGGGCGUGACUGGAACUGAUCCACAAAGUAAAACUGAGAAUUCAGCCUACAUCAUAUCCAAUCCGUCACUUGUGCCUGAGGGGGAACAAGUUUCUGUACCAAAAAUAGAUAACGUGGCUUAAAAUAGUACUAAUAAUAAUUUGAAGCAAGAAUUUGAGAUGUUGAGUCAAAGCAACCACUCUGGUUACAUUUUGUCUUUUUAACUUAAAUAGUUUUGUAUUUCACAUAUGUGACUUUGGACCGCAAAACCAGUCAUAAGCUGCAAGGGUAUAUUUGUAGCAACAGUCAACAAUACAUUGUAUGGGUCAAAACGACCGAUUUUUCUUUUAUGUCAAAAAUCAUUACGAUAUUAAGUAAAAGUCAUUUUGAAAAUUAUUUUUUGAUUAGUAAUAAGCAUUGCUAAGAACUUCAUUUAGACAACUUUAAAGGUGAUUUUCUCAAAAUUUCAUUUUUUUUAUGCACCCUCAGAUUCCAGGUUUUAAAUAGUUGUAUCUCAGCCAAAUAUUGUCCUAUCCUAGCAAACCAAAUAUCAAUGGAAAGCUUAUUUAUUUAGCUAAAUAGAUAAAUCAGAUAAAUCUCAAUUUAAAAAAACUGUCCCUUAUUAAUGGUUUUGUGGUUUUUCAGGAUUACAUAUAAUUAUCUUUUAAGAUGUGCAAGUAAUACCAAACUUUAUGAUGAUUUAUCUGAAUAAUUAAUACUUCCAUUUAAUUGUGGAAAACAAAUAAAAUGUAUAUUUAUGUAUAAAUGUAUUUGUAAAAUAUGUAUAAAUAAAAUAUGUAUAAAUUGUUGAAUUGUAGCAAUGUUAGUAUAAUAUUUAGCUUGUUAAAAUGAAGUAUUGCGUUAUCCCAAAUUAACAAUAAACAGCAAUUCUUUCAACAUGAACUUCAUUCAACUUUAUGAAGUUUUUAUUACAUUAAAAUAAAGGUUAUUAUAAUAAUAUAAAAUAUAAAAUAUAAAAUAUUUAAUACAUAUAUUUACUUUUAAAUAUUAUUAUUGAUAUUAAAUUAUUUUUUAGC
Messenger RNA from Labeo rohita (rohu), 3665 nucleotides. It is a transcript of the gene gprc6a, whose product is annotated as G protein-coupled receptor, class C, group 6, member A. Lineage: Eukaryota; Metazoa; Chordata; Actinopteri; Cypriniformes; Cyprinidae. The record is from RefSeq and is a predicted model, not a curated record. The transcript is spliced from 6 exons. Gene Ontology annotation, molecular function: G protein-coupled receptor activity. Gene Ontology annotation, biological process: G protein-coupled receptor signaling pathway. Gene Ontology annotation, cellular component: membrane. Bases 66 to 2771 code for a protein of 901 amino acids.